UCAAAGCUCUUUCAGGAUUACUGGGGAAGCGCUCUUAAAAGCAAUCCAGUGGUUUUUCCCCAGACUUCUCGGCAAAGGAAACUUCCUUCCUCCCCAAUCUGGACUUUUUCCUUGUUUGUUUCGAAGUGUCUGGGGCCUUGUGUGCACGAGCGUGUUGUUUUAGGUGAGAAUACUUGUCAAACUCUUCUUUUGCGUGGCGCUUUGCUCCCGAAUCAGACGCCGGCAGCCAAACUUGUCCCCUCCUGUAGAGUAGGAAGCAGCCGGGCGCCGGGGCUGUUGGGGGUGCCAGGAAGAACCGAGGUUGGGAUCCACUCCUCUGGCCAUGCUUGCUGCUACCUGUAAUAAGAUCGGCAGCCCCAGCCCGUCUCCCUCCUCCCUCUCGGACAGCUCUUCUUCCUUCGGCAAAGGCUUCCACCCCUGGAAACGCUCCUCGUCCUCCUCCUCCGGCAGCUGCAACGUAGUGGGCUCCAGUCUCUCAAGCUUCGGCGUGUCCGGGGCCUCCAGGAACGGCGGCUCGUCCUCUGCGGCGGCUGCGGCCGCGGCGGCAGCGGCGGCGGCCGCGGCCCUGGUGUCCGACUCGUUCAGCUGCGGCGGCUCGCCCGGCUCCAGCGCCUUCUCCCUCACCUCCAGUAGCGCGGCGGCCGCCGCCGCGGCUGCCGCGGCCGCCGCCUCCAGCUCGCCCUUCGCCAACGACUACUCCGUGUUCCAGGCCCCCGGCGUGUCCGGGGGCAGCGGCGGCGGCGGCGGGGGCGGCGGCGGCGGCUCCUCCGCGCACUCGCAGGACGGCUCCCACCAGCCAGUGUUCAUCUCCAAGGUGCACACCUCGGUGGACGGGCUGCAGGGCAUCUACCCACGCGUGGGCAUGGCGCACCCGUACGAAUCGUGGUUCAAGCCCUCGCACCCGGGCCUGGGUGCCGCGGGCGAAGUGGGCUCGGCCGGCGCCUCCAGCUGGUGGGACGUGGGCGCCGGCUGGAUCGACGUGCAGAACCCGAACGGCGCGGCAGCGCUGCCCGGCUCGCUGCACCCCGCCGCCGGGGGGCUCCAAACCUCGCUGCACUCGCCGCUCGGAGGCUACAACUCGGAUUACUCAGGCCUGAGUCACUCGGCCUUCAGCAGCGGCGCCUCCUCGCACCUGCUCAGCCCUGCGGGGCAGCACCUCAUGGACGGCUUCAAGCCCGUGCUGCCGGGCUCCUACCCGGACUCGGCCCCGUCCCCGCUGGCCGGCGCGGGGGGCUCCAUGCUGAGCGCUGGGCCGUCGGCGCCGCUGGGGGGCUCCCCGCGCUCCUCCGCUCGCCGCUACUCCGGCCGCGCCACCUGCGACUGCCCCAACUGCCAGGAGGCAGAGCGGUUGGGCCCGGCUGGGGCGAGCCUGCGGCGCAAGGGCUUGCACAGCUGCCACAUCCCCGGCUGCGGCAAGGUGUACGGCAAGACGUCGCACCUCAAAGCGCACCUGCGCUGGCACACGGGCGAGCGGCCCUUCGUGUGCAACUGGCUCUUCUGCGGCAAGCGCUUCACGCGCUCUGACGAGCUGCAGCGGCACCUGCGGACCCACACCGGCGAGAAGCGCUUCGCCUGCCCCGUCUGCAACAAGCGCUUCAUGCGCAGCGACCACCUCAGCAAGCACGUGAAGACGCACAGCGGCGGCGGCGGCGGCGGCUCGGCGGGCUCCGGCAGCGGCGGCAAGAAGGGCAGCGACACCGACAGCGAGCACAGCGCCGCUGGCAGCCCGCCCUGCCACUCCCCGGAGCUGCUGCAGCCCCCGGAGCCCGGGCACCGCAACGGCCUGGAGUGACGCGCACCCGUGCCCGCCCCUGUCCCCGACCCGCUCCCACCCCGGUCCGCUUGGGCACAGUCUGUCCUGGCCUCAACUCCAGCUUCUCUCUAUUGCAUCCUACUCGCUCACUCUCUCUUUUUCUGUCCCUGCCUCCCCUCUCCUCCCCCCGCGUGACUUAACUUUGUAAAUGGGGAUAUGGACAUGUAAGUAACACGCAUCGCUGUCCCGGGGCCAGGCUUCCCCUCUCCACUGGUAACACUAUCCGAGCCGGGUGCGGCUCGAAACCGUGGCUCUAGGCCUUUGCUUCUCGUCUAACCCUCCCUCCGCCACCCCCAGGUUGUGACGGGUGUAACUUUUAGAGCGAAGCGGCCGCUGGAGCUAGAGCUGGGCAAAUCCAGUGCCUGGGAGACCGCAGGCCUCUGCCUGGGCGGGAACGACUCGGCUGAGCAAGUUUGGGCCAGAGUAGUGGGGAGGGCGAGGCAGGAGGCCCGGGCAGGGCAGCCCCGCCGGAGCAGCUGCCGACUUGAUCCCACAACCGCUGUCCUAGGCGCCCCGGCUUCGGAGCGCCCUCCCGGGGCGCAGGGCACCAGCGGACGCCCCGCGCAGGCGGUCGGAGCUCGGUGGGGUGCCCAUCUGGUAGCACCGAGACCCAGAGUUUGCAGAGUUUAGCUCUCCCAACUGUCAGCUCUGCCUCUUUUUCUUUGUUCCUUGAGGUGGAACCGAUGCAAGUUUCAGCAAAGGGCGGUCUUGGUGAAUCGCUGCAGCAGCCUUCUUUCAUCUUUAUAACUUUUUUUUUAGAACUAAAAAACUAAGGGUAAAAAAUAGCAACCUUCUACUUGGUUUCCCUUCUGGAUAGUUUUUCCUUUAGCGGGAGAAACUCUUUCUCUGGAAACUGUUCUAAUAUUGAUCCCAAAGUUAUUUUGAUUGUAUUAACUUAACUUAUGGGGUGGGGGUGGGGGUGAGGGUAGGUGUCUUUUUCUUAUGCAAAAAUACCCCUUUCCGGUGAGACCAGAUUAACUAUCUCCAUGUUUGUCCUUUUCUACCUCGUUUUUCACCACUCCCAAGCAUAAUCUCCCAAUCUUUUUUUGUUAGUCCAACCGUCAAUUUGUAUAAUACCCAUUUCUGUAGAUUCUUGCAAUUCACUGAAGAUUUUAGGGUAAACCUUUUUUUUUGUGUUUUAAACUUAUAAACAAGUGAAGAAGCUAUCGUUUAUUCAGACGAGGCUGUAGUUUAAAUGCCAAAAGAGGGAAAAUAGGAAGAAAAAAAACCUUUGUAAAAUAUAUCUGAACCUAAUGGUUUAUACAACUGGAGAAUCGUUCUAGAUUAGUUAACAAUUAAAUAUAACUCCACCAGUGUAAGGGUGUGAGGUGCAGUUGUCCAGGAGACGAUUUUGUAUAGUAUUUUUCUUGUACAUUACUUCCAGUAAAUAUUUGAAAAUAUAUUGAAGUAAACUUGAUUUUUUUGUUUGGUCACAAGAAAAUAUUAAGAGUUAUUGUUGCAGUUCUGAGGAGCUGCAGGUUUUUUGAACUCACUUCUGGAGGUGCAGAGCCACAAACGCACUUUCGGGGCCUAGUUUUGCUCGAAUAUGAAUUUAGAUAGGUAUCAAACUGUAACUAAGACAAUAUUUGAUAAAUGUUGGAUGACAUUUAAUUUAAUGGAGCAUGUACUUAUUUGCAUUUGCUGGCAGUUCAGGCAUAGUUAAAGUGAGAGUUCUCCUAUAUUUCAUAAUAACUGGGUCUGCCAAAACCCAUGUAUUAAGUAAAUUGUCCAAGUGAAACUCGACUAACUUUGGCCUUUGUGUAUUUCCUGAAGGUAAUAUUGUUAACUGUUAAUAAACAUUCCUGAUACUACAUUUAAGUGUUUGCAGAUUCUGCAAACUGAUUGCUCAUUGUAAUGUUGAAAUAAUUUGGAUAUUUCACAUUGAAAUGAAAAGCCUUUCUCUGGAACAUUUUAGACUUGCAUUUUAAAUGCAUGAAAUGUAAUUGAUUUAUUUGUAAUAUUUUAAAUGGUAUUAAUAAACUCAGCUAAAAGACUAGGCCAG
Molecule: messenger RNA, 3815 nt
Organism: Microcebus murinus (gray mouse lemur)
Lineage: Eukaryota; Metazoa; Chordata; Mammalia; Primates; Cheirogaleidae
Source: RefSeq, a predicted model, not a curated record